Apiotrichum porosum is the source of this 1230-nucleotide messenger RNA. RefSeq lists its product as uncharacterized. The coding region runs from base 1 to 1230 and encodes 409 amino acids. NCBI's taxonomy places the organism in Eukaryota, Fungi, Basidiomycota, Tremellomycetes, Trichosporonales, Trichosporonaceae. The transcript is spliced from 8 exons. The record is from RefSeq and is a predicted model, not a curated record.
AUGGCUGUACAACCACGAGUGGCCACGCUGGAGGCCUUUAUCAUCGACACUUUUUCCCGCAUAGAGGCCAACGGACAUGAAGUACCCAUGAACAAACCCGACCAGCUGGGGGGAGCCGGGACAUACGGUAUUAUUGGAAGCCGCAUCUUCCUACCACCUCAACGGCUGGCCAUGAUUGUCGACUACACGCCCGAAACACUUUCACGGGAGAUGAGAGACACUCUCGAGGCGUUUGGCAGCGACAUGUUGGCCUUUCGCAAACGGACAGAUGGCAAUGGCACCACGCGGGCCGUGAACCGUUACCAUGGGGAGAAACGAGGCCCCACCUCACCCUCCCGGGCAAGGAAACAGCGACCACGCGCUGCAAAAUGGGAAGCUGGGCGACGUCUCCAGAUACAUUGGCACCGACGCCGUGAUGUUGGUAUUGUCGCUGACGGCAGGUUCGAGUACCUUUCACCGCCAAGGCUGCUCACCCCGCGUGAUCUGCUGGACGUGCCCACGUUCUCCAACCCGCUCCCAUCGUGGCUGCACCUGGUCUCAUACCCCGAACGGGCGGAGCAAUCAUUGAGCGAAAUAUCGAGCAUGAGUGCCGAUCUCGGCACGGGCAGGAGCUGGACGCCCGGAAUCCUGUGGGAGCCUGAACCGCCUUGUUGCCUGCCCGAGAACCUCAACGUCAUCGCUCGCAUCGCUCGCCAAGUGGAUGUCGUAAGCCCCAACCACACUGAGGGACUGGCACUCUUUGGAUUCGACGUGCCCACAGAGACUAUGCAGCUGGUACCAUUACUGGAGUGGCUGACGCGCCGCCUCGUCGCCCUCCGUCCACGGCUGGCAGCGGUCGUCCGAGCCGGCCCGUACGGCUGCUGCUAUGCGCUCACGUCCGAAAUCCCCUCGGGGUCCGUCUACAAUGUUCACUCGACGGCACCGCCAUGCGUCGACGUGCACUGGAUUCCUCCCUUCUGGCAGCCGGGAGUCGCCGGGUACGAGGGAGCGGUGGUGGACCCUACGGGUGCCGGCAACGCAUUCAUGGGAGGGUUGAUGGCUGGGCUGGAUGCGGGCAAGGACAUGAGAGAGGCUGUCAUUUGGGCCAACGUGGCUGCCUCGUUUGUCAUUGAGCAAGACGGCCUCCCGCGCAUGGUCAACAUGGCCGGUGUCGAAGUGUGGAACGGCGACUACCCCCACGACCGGGUGGAAGCGCUUCGCCAAAGGUCUGAAGCACGGCGGUUAGGUUGA